CUUCUACCUUAGACUAGUAGCUCUAAUGGCUAUAGCCGAAUGCUUGCAGAUUCUUGCAGUUUUCAUUUUCAUGCUCCUUCUCAGCCAUUGGAUUUGGAACAAUGAAAUUUCGCCGGUUACAAACUGGCCCGUCGUUGGAAUGUUGCCGGGACUUCUUUAUAAAGCUCCCCAUAUUCAUCAAUACGCCACCCAGCUCCUGAAACAAAGUGGUGGCACCUUUGAGUUCAGGGGACCAUGGUUUGCCAACAUGAACAUUUUGCUCACUUGUGAUCCUAUCAAUAUCCGCCACAUUUCCACCAGAAAUUUUCUCAACUACCAGAAAGGCCCUGAUUACAAGAAGAUUUUCGAGCCCUUCGGAGACGGUGUUCUCAAUUCCGACUUUGAAUCAUGGAAAUCUUUCCGCAGGAUGAUUCAGUCCAUGAUUAAAGAUAACAAGUUCCAGUUGUUUCUUGAGAGGUCUAUGCGAGAGAAGGUGACGAAAGGCCUAAUCCCAGUUCUUCAGCACGUAUCCAGGCUUGGAAUUGCUGUGGACUUGCAAGAUUUGUUUCAGAGAUUCACCUUCGAUAAUAUUUGCCUUUUGGUUCUAGGCUUUGAUCCAAAUAGCCUCUCCGUUGAUUUACCUGAAGUUGCAUACAAGACGGCGUUCGAUGAUGUAGAGGAGGCUGUGUUUUACAGGCAUAUUGUCCCUGAAAGCAUCUGGAAGUUGCAGAAAUGGCUUAAUAUAGGACAAGAGAAGAAGCUAAGCAUGGCCAUGAGUAUCAUAGAUAAUUUCUUGGAGCAGUGUAUAUCAUCAAAGAAAGAAGAAGUUCGCAGGCGCAAUAAAGCCCAAAAGCUGCAAGUUCAGGAGAAGGAAGAAGAAGAUUAUGACCUGAUUACAGCUUGCAUAGAAGAAGAAGAAAUGGAUGAUGAAGAGACGAAAUCUUCCAAAAAUUCUGAUAAAUAUCUCAGAGAUAUCGGAUUCAAUUUCAUUGCAGCAGGGAAAGACACAGUCAAUGCAGCUCUAACAUGGUUUUUCUGGCUAAUUGCCACACACCCAUCAGUCGAAGAAAAGAUUAUAGAAGAGAUCAAAGCCAAGUUGCAGAGAAACGAAGAUGGGACAUGGAGGUUUUACAAUCUACAAGAGCUAAGCAAGCUAGUUUAUAUCCAUGGUGCCAUCUGCGAGACUCUUCGGCUAUACCCAGCAGUACCCUUCAACCAUAGAGUAUCAGUGCAAGAAGACACUCUCCCAAGUGGCCACCAUGUGGAAGCAAACACCAGGGUGAUGUUUUCUUUGUAUUCAAUGGGAAGUAUGGAAGAGAUAUGGGGUGAUGAUUGCCUGGAAUUCAAGCCAGAAAGGUGGAUUUCAGAGCGAGGAAGUAUCAUACAUGUUCCAUCUUACAAAUUCAUUGCGUUUAAUACAGGACCAAGAAGCUGUUUAGGUAAGGAUAUAACCUUCAUCCAGAUGAAGAUAAUAGCAACUUCCAUACUCUGGAAUUAUCACGUUAAGCUGGUUGAAGAUCACCCUGUUGCACCUUGUCUUUCUGUGAUGAUGCAUAUGAAACAUGGUUUGAAGGUGAGGAUCUCCAAGAGAGGUGAAUCUUGAACAAAAUCUGGAUCAAGAUUUUAUUGUGCUAGAUACUUAUAUAUCAGCCACAUUGAUAACUAGUAUAAACAAGUGAAGAGACUAAUUACACUUGUGUAAAGACCAAAAUUUAGGA
This is a messenger RNA of Hevea brasiliensis (rubber tree), 1697 nucleotides long. RefSeq names its product alkane hydroxylase MAH1-like. Gene Ontology annotation, molecular function: monooxygenase activity; heme binding; oxidoreductase activity, acting on paired donors, with incorporation or reduction of molecular oxygen. The record is from RefSeq and is a predicted model, not a curated record. The transcript has a single exon. The coding region runs from base 26 to 1582 and encodes 518 amino acids. Lineage: Eukaryota; Viridiplantae; Streptophyta; Magnoliopsida; Malpighiales; Euphorbiaceae.